Molecule: messenger RNA, 678 nt
Organism: Nannizzia gypsea CBS 118893
Lineage: Eukaryota; Fungi; Ascomycota; Eurotiomycetes; Onygenales; Arthrodermataceae
Exons: 1
Coding region: 1-678 (225 amino acids)
Source: RefSeq, a predicted model, not a curated record
AUGGCUCUACGAAAUCCCACAGACACAUGGCCGCUGGGCCUGCGUUUUAUCAUGACUAUUAAGCCUCAGGAUGAGCAAGCUCCGCCACCUGUAGACGGCUUUAUCAUGUAUCCUCGCCACGGCUAUACUUCCGGCUCAUCGCCCACCUCGUCUUCUUUCUUCUUUGCUAUCAAUGGUACCGAACUUAUCCACAAGUACUCGCCCGGAUGGUUUACCAUCUUAGGAUAUUUUGAGGUUGAGCAUACCUGCAUUGACGUUCAACCGGGGCUUGGGAUAAGAGAAUAUUCAUAUUUCUCAGAUCCCUUUAAAGUCAACUUCGCUGUCUCUGAUGGAGCGCCGCUCCCUGAUAUCGAGGCAGCUGUUAAUCUCUGCCCUAAUCACACUGCUUGGUUAAAGCCCUAUGGCGUCCAAAAGUAUACAAACUGUUUUUUACGGAAUAUCACUGCAGACCUCCCACCAGUAUCAGACCCUUGUCUCGUGAAGCCGUUUGCAAACGAGCUGGCUGCUGAUGUCUCUAGAACGAUGCUAGACUUGAUGGGUUGCCCUGAUGGGGACUGGCGGACUAUCAAAGAGCCUUGCCCCCCGAUGGAAACAAAGAGGAGCGGCGUGCCAAGGAAGGAACCAGGGCUAGUAUCGUUGCUCGCAGCAGCGGUCAUAUCGGCGUGGGUGGUUUUGUGA